Messenger RNA from Opisthorchis viverrini, 1629 nucleotides. RefSeq lists its product as hypothetical. Gene Ontology annotation, cellular component: cytoplasm. Lineage: Eukaryota; Metazoa; Platyhelminthes; Trematoda; Opisthorchiida; Opisthorchiidae. Gene Ontology annotation, molecular function: calcium-dependent cysteine-type endopeptidase activity. The record is from RefSeq and is a predicted model, not a curated record. The coding region runs from base 1 to 1629 and encodes 542 amino acids. The transcript is spliced from 11 exons. Gene Ontology annotation, biological process: proteolysis.
AUGGGCUCCAGACUAACGGACGACAAAUCCUUUGAAGACUUUCAAUCUCUUCCGCCGGCGGGCGUUGAAAACUACAAUUCCCUGGCCGCCAGUUUGAAAGAAGAAAACCUACUGUUUCAAGACUUAGACUUUCCAGCAAACGACAAAUCCAUUGGAAUUCCGGAAUUUAGAGGACGAGUCAAAUGGAAGCGUCCCAAGGAGUUAAACCCAGAUGCUGAAUUCUUCGUGAAGGGUCCGUGUCAGUUUGACAUCAAGCAAGGGGAACUUGGGGAAAGCUGGAUCCUAGCGGUCACGUCAACGAUUGCAACCUAUCCCAGUCUGUUCUAUCGUGUGGUGCCCCAAGACCAGAGCAUGUUGGCGGACAGUUACGUGGGAAUGUGUCACUUCUACUUGUGGCAGUUUGGCGAAUGGAGGCACGUGACUGUGGAUGACCGACUGCCCGUCCGCAAAAGUAACGAUCACCUGCUCUUCGUACAAUCUGCGGACAAGAAGCAAUAUUGGCCCUCAUUGUUGGAAAAGGCUUUUGCUAAAAUACACGGUUGUUACAACAAUCUCCGCAGUAGCCUGCAAAGUGAGAUUAUGGAAGCUUUUACUGGCGGUGUCUGCUUAGAUAUUCCCUUAAGUGUGCACAGCCCACCAAAGAAUCUUCUCGAGAGAUUGCGACAAUAUGCUGGCAUGGUCUGCCUGAUAGGAUGCAACUUAUACGUGAGUUUAGACAAUGCGCUCCUCACAAUACACGGUUGUUACAACAAUCUCCGCAGUAGCCUGCAAAGUGAGAUUAUGGAAGCUUUUACUGGCGGUGUCUGCUUAGAUAUUCCCUUAAGUGUGCACAGCCCACCAAAGAAUCUUCUCGAGAGAUUGCGACAAUAUGCUGGCAUGGUCUGCCUGAUAGGAUGCAACUUAUACGUGAGUUUAGACAAUGCGCUCCUCACGUUUACUUUAGCAAAUGGCACGGCAUGCGCUCCCACGGCAUUUUUGGACGAAGGAUUGAGUGGAGGUCAAACGUACAGCCUGACGGCUGUGGAAACAGUGGUGAUAAGAGUGCAAGGAGUAGAAGGUGCGAAGAGUCUAAACGUGGACCAAUCGCUUGUUCGACUCAGAACCCCAUGGGGCACAAGUUCGAAAUGGAAAGGACCCUGGUCUGAAAACUCGCGGGAAUGGGAACUGGUGUCACGGGAGAGAAAAGAAGAAUUAAAAUCACGAUUUCCAAACAAUUGCGAGUUUUGGAUGUCCUUUGAAGAUUUUUCCAGUUCCUUCUCCUUGAUCGAAGUUUGCUUUCUGUCUCUGGAAGACGUUGCGGACGAAAAACAGUUCCGGUGUAGGCGGCCAGUGAACAUUGUAACCGUGCAAGGAAAAUGGGUACCAAGUGUAAACGCUGGUGGAUUCUGGGAAACUACGGGUGAGACUGAGUUGCAUUCAGUGGUCAAUGCACUAAUGAUGAUAACUAGGCCUUUAAUAUCCGUACUCUAUGUCAAUUUGGGAAACAGGAACCUCUUGCUGAAUCCUUGCUCGUCCUAUCUGUCGAUGUAUGCUGCGUCUACGAAACACACAUGGAAGAUCCCACUUCGGUCGUGUACCUCAAGCCAAUUAAGACGAACUCAGAUGACCCACAUUUCGCUCUUUGUGUGA